This is a messenger RNA of Aspergillus candidus, 1279 nucleotides long. RefSeq lists its product as uncharacterized. Gene Ontology annotation, cellular component: cytoplasm. NCBI's taxonomy places the organism in Eukaryota, Fungi, Ascomycota, Eurotiomycetes, Eurotiales, Aspergillaceae. Gene Ontology annotation, molecular function: protein prenyltransferase activity. Gene Ontology annotation, biological process: protein prenylation. Bases 156 to 1223 code for a protein of 355 amino acids. The record is from RefSeq and is a predicted model, not a curated record. The transcript has a single exon.
GUUUGGUCUCCGCCUGCUCUUUGGUUAUCGGACCUCCACCUCUCUCCCCUCCAUUAGCUGCGCCUGACACAACGAUACGGAAAUUGAAGAGAUCCACAAUGCCUGACAGCGGAUGAAUCUGGUCAAUGUCGCCUCCGUACCACUGAGAACCACCAAUGGCAGUCCCAGGCAAUGAUGCUUUCCAGGACCUCUGCCGGAUCUUCUCCGCCAGAAAGGAGCGCAUUCUUGAAAUCGAGUUUCUCCCUCCGGCGCUGGGCCCGCUCCUUCAAGAUGGAUGUUCGAUAGGGGUUACGAAGAAGCACGUCGUAAAGGCGUUUACCGUCGCAAGGCGCAUAUUCUUCAAAGCGCUGGACGCCGCCAACUCGGCUUCUGCCCCUCCAAGGAAGGACACCGAUACCAAAACCGAUGCCGAGCUAGCUGUCUGCACCGAGAUCAUCCUACUGUACGACUGCGAGCAUCUCACAGCCUGCAACUGGCGCAAGAGACGCUUACUCUCCUUGCUCCCGCCCCACGACCACGAUGACCUAGACCCUGCCCAACGGCAGGCCGUUAUCCAAGCGCUGGACAACGAGCUCUCCCUGAUGAAGACAUAUCAGUGUUCCCCGCUGCCCCGACAUACCAAGUCCCCGACUCUGUGGCAGCAUCGGCUCUGGGUUCUCGACUAUAAGAUGCGUGUGCAGCCCCGCGAUGUGAGGUCGGAUGUCUUCGCGCUAUUGAACACCGAACUGUCUACAGUCCUCCGCGCAGGCGAGCUCCACCCGAAGAACUACUACGCCUUUAAUUAUAUGCGACUGUUCUACGGCCGUUUGUCUCGAGACACGGAGGAGGGUCCCGCCGUGCUGGCGCGGUCCAUUCUGGAGCCGACUUUAACAUGGUGUCUGGGGCACCCUGCGGAUAUAUCCGGCUGGGGGUUCCUGCUUUAUCUACUAGAGGCCGUUCCGGACCAGGCUGUCUGUGAGGACACGGUCGACAAGGUGCUUGGGUAUGCGAUUGGGAUCCGCUGGGAGGGGGAGAGCCUAUAUACCUUUGUCGACCUGGCUGUCCGGGCCUUUACCGCCAUGGGUCGGGCAACGAGGAUUCUGGGAAUGAGCGUCACGGCUGCUGAAACCUUCACCUCGCGGUUGGACCACAGACCAGCGCGUUGGAAGACCUGGCGCGAUGCUGCCAAGGAAGUCUGGACUGUAAAGCCGAGAGGCGGGGGGACGGCCGUCGAUCCCGCCUAGAGCGCGCUACGAUUCUUGACAUGGUGACCUCGGCCUGGACUCUUCAACCCUACGAU